AUUUGUGCAGUCAUCGCCGAUCAUGGUGGUUUUGGGCUGAAAGUGUUAAAAAGGAAUUUCCAGAAAAAUUCUACGCAGUUAAAGUGAAAAAUUGGGCAGAUUUCAAAAAUGGCAAAUUUAUAGAUAACGAGGAUUACAGGGUUAUCAUGGGCCAUGAUUGUCCUACGGACAUUUCAGGUGACUAUUACUUGCAAACUAAUGGUGUCCCACCAUAUGCAAGGAACCUUGCUGGCGUAAGUUAUGUUCACCCGACGAAGCUUAAAGGAAAUACUCCCGAUGAAUCUAAAAAAAGUGGAGUCAACAAAAACAUAGCACAUGGAUAAUUUUUCAUAGUAUACCAUAAAUUAAGUUUUUUUCUGAAAACAUGUAUACAUAUUUGUAAAUUAUCUGUUCGCUACUACAUAUGGCCAAUUCUACGGCUGGUAACGUUACAUUCGCACGAAGUUUUUAUUUAGUUUAGAUGAAAUGGCCACAAAGAUACAACAAAGAUCUAAGAUUUUCAGGCUUAGGUUAUUAAACAAAGCUAAAUCUA
Messenger RNA from Rhagoletis pomonella (apple maggot), 532 nucleotides. Its product is annotated as lipase member H-A-like. Gene Ontology annotation, biological process: lipid metabolic process. The record is from RefSeq and is a predicted model, not a curated record. Gene Ontology annotation, molecular function: lipase activity. NCBI's taxonomy places the organism in Eukaryota, Metazoa, Arthropoda, Insecta, Diptera, Tephritidae.